Molecule: messenger RNA, 1071 nt
Organism: Vigna unguiculata (cowpea)
Lineage: Eukaryota; Viridiplantae; Streptophyta; Magnoliopsida; Fabales; Fabaceae
Product: auxin efflux carrier component 8-like
Biological process (GO): auxin polar transport; auxin export across the plasma membrane
Cellular component (GO): endoplasmic reticulum; plasma membrane
Molecular function (GO): auxin efflux transmembrane transporter activity
Source: RefSeq, a predicted model, not a curated record
AACUAUCGUACAGGUGUUUGCAUUUUUAUUUUCAAUGCUUUUUGAGAUCAUAGUGUAUUUUGUUUCUUAAUGGCAGAAGCCUAUCAUGUAGUGGCAGCCAUUGUCCCAUUAUAUGUGACCAUGAUACUGGCCUAUGUUUCUGUGAAAUGGUGGAAGAUCUUCACACCAGAUCAAUGUUCAGGCAUAAACAAAUUUGUGGCAAAGUUCUCCAUCCCCCUCUUGUCAUUUCAAAUAAUUUCCUCGAACUACAUCUACAAAAUGAGCCUCAAACUCUUAUAUGCCAAUUUUGUUCAGAAAUUGCUUGCCCUUUUAGUCUUAAUAGCAAUCACGAAGAUCAGUGGCCGAGGAGGGUUAAAGUGGAUCAUAACGGGUUUGUCAUUAACAACACUUCCCAACACUUUGAUUCUAGGAAUUCCUCUGAUGAAAGCUAUGUAUAAGGGUGAUGCAGUUGUUCUCCUUGCUCAGAUUAUUUUCUUGCAGAGCAUGAUCUGGUACAAUUUGUUGUUGUUUCUUUAUGAACUUGAUGCUGUCAACACCAGGCCUGCUGCAGCUGCACCACCAUCACAAGGCUCAGCUGGUGGGUACACAGAUCGUGAGGUACAAUCAAAAGGAGAAGAAGACGUAGACCCUAGAACAAAAAGGAAGCUGAAGGUGUUGCCCAUUCUUGCCAAAGUGGGGAUACACAUGCCUGAAAUUGUUAAUCAGUCAAUAGAAAUAUUAUCCAAUGGAGGCCUUGGCAUGGCAAUCUUCAGCCUAGGUGUGUUUAUGGCAUCACAGUCGAGCAUGAUAGCAUGUGGGUCUCAUGACAGUGGCUUCUCUUCUGAUAGGAUUAAGAUGCACACUGUUCAAAGUCACAAUUGUUCAGGUCAUUUAAAGGCAAUAAGUAAUCUGAAAGCUAAUGCAGCUGGAUUAACUCAACAAAACAAUGUGAAGCCUGUUUCAGAUGCCAACAUUCCCAAGGCUAAACCAGAACAUCCUUUGGGCUCACAAUCAAAACUUCCAGAAGGUUCACGGGAAGUGUCUUCGCCUCAAUCUUCGUCAGUUUAUUUAUUUACAUAUCACGAGCAGUGA